AAUGAUCAUCCAAAACUCCCAGCAAUGGUACUUUACUUUCCAAAAACAUAUUGCAGCUCUGCAGGAGACACUUGAUAAUCUCGCUGUGUCGCACUGAGCCUGUCAUGUUUAGAUUUUCGUGUAAAAAAAUGUUAGGCUGUGUAAAUGUAAAUCAUAUAUAAUCAACCUUCAGUUUUGCCUUCUUGAGUCUCUUAAUAACUUGAAUCUUACAAUGUUGAUCACUUUACUUCGUACACAUUAUUUUUUUGUUUGAUCAUCUUAGUUUGCCAGACCUUAAUUUAUUUUUAUUAUGUAUCUUCGACUUUAUUCCCCUCAUCCGCAGUUUUUUGUGUCUUAUUAUUGUGUCAGGAUUACAUACUUUAUAAUUUCAGUAUUUGUACUAUUCCAGGUCUACCCAUUGCACUAUUUAAUAAUUAUGAUGAUGAUAAUAAUAAUAAUAAUAAUAAUAAUAAUAAUAAUAAUAUCUGAGAGGUAAAUUUGAGAGUAAAAAGGUUACUUCUGAAAUGAAUUUGAAGUCAGUUUUCCAUGUUGGGAGUAGUAGCUAAUCUGUGAACAGCAAAAAGAAUAUGCAAGGGAACACCAUGAUGAAUCGGGAUAGUGUAUGAUUUAUUGACAAAAAUAAGGCAUACGCUCCAGCUGCGCGUGGCCGCGGUGCUCAUCUCCGUCGCAUUUGCCCUGCCUUGUGGGAAAAAUCCAACACCCCGAAACAGUGCAGGCCCAGUGUGACAUCAGAGUUACUACAGUUUACCUUCCCCUGCUUUCCCCAGGUAGGCUACCUGCCCAUUUAUCGACCAGCCCAAAAGGGAGGAUGAACAGCUGGGUGAACUACAUGCUGACUGCCCGGCCGGGAUUCGAACCUGUGCCCGCGGAUUCGUAGCUAUAGGCACGCUAACCACGAGACUACGGAGGCCACUAAAAUAUAGUGACCAUGAAAAAAAUUGUAGUGAUAGUGAAAAAAAAAUGUCAUCAACUUACAUAGGCUAUAUAAAGGUGGGAAUAAUAAAAAAAUAACAAUUAUGUUACCCCAGGAAUCCUAAGGGCUUUAAAAUAUUAAUCCCUGGUCCUGGUGACAACACCAGUCAUGGCUUUAUUUCACUGCAAUUAACCACAUGUACUGAUUGACUGGAUUGAUGGUUUAUUGUCGUAAAAGUAUACAACAAAGGAGAAGGGAUCAAGGAACAUGCCAUAGUGUAAUUUGCAGUAACAAGAAACAUGUGUAGGUACAAUAUUCACAUCACUAUGGAGGGUAGGAAAUAAUAAGAUUCGUAAUAUUAUAACAGAACACAGGAAAGCAAAGGAAGAAAGUGUAUGAAACUAUAGUUCAGGGUGAAUGUAUGCUAUUAACCUACACCAUACUGCCGGGCAUGCUCCUUCCUUCUUUGUGAAAAUCAAAAUCUACAAUAAACUUACCAAUCAAUCAAUAGUUCAGGGUAAAGUGUAUAAGUGUGCACUGUGAAGUAACUAAGUGCAGGGUCUGAAGUAUUGAAGUGUUGAGAAGGAGGACCCAAGAAGCGAUACAAAGCGGAACAGGUCAUAAUAAUAAUAAUGAUAAUAAUAAAAAAGUUGAAAUAAUACCCAAACCAGCACCUCUGCCCUCCAAGUGUUGUGUUUGUCUCGCGGAGUCUCGCGGCCUCUCGGGGAUCCUCGCGGCCGGCCAGGUGGCGCGAAAUGGCAAGUGUGACGUGCAGUUCUUCCACUCCAGAGAAGAGGCUCCCUUCAUGAUCACGGACACCCAUGCCUGUUAUUAAACUAUCACUAAAGUGGCAGUCAUAUUUAAAAUGAGGCGCUCCGCUGCCCCCUCACAGCUCUUGAAGCGAGCCCAGCAGUUUCGGGCACCUGCUUUUGUGAGCCACCAGGCCAAGCGUCCUUGCCCAACCCCUCAGGAGGGUCAGAAGGAGCCAAUUCUUCAAUGUCAGGAUUCCGAACACCCAAAUACUGACAUAAAAAAGCGAAGUGCAUCCGAUAUAUUGUCUGUUAUAAACAAAUCUAUAGCUCCUAACAGUGGCAGUGUUGAAGAGGAAAAAAACUGUAUAAUAAAGGGUGAUGGACGUGGCCAAUCAGCAGAGCUUGAAGGAGGCAGUGCUUUGGUGUCACAAGGUGGUCAGUUGACCCCGCUAGGUGAGAGCAGUUAUAAUAUUCCUCACCAUUCCAAUUUGACACACUCAAAAGAAUCAAUCGGAAAUGGAAGGUCUUUCAGUGUCCCCAAGAGGCAAGUGGAAAGAGGCAAGAGUGGAUGGAACAGUUCUUAUAGUACUGGUGGAUCUCCCAGCCUGGGGAGAGGACUACCAGAGGAGGAGAAUCAGGCUCCAGCUGAUGUCAGGUAUUACGCAGUGGUGUGGUGCAAGCUGUCUCGUAAGAAACACAAGAACUGGGAAGGAGAUGCUGUCCUUAUAGUCAAGGGAAGGAGUGUAGUCCUCAAGGACAUGGAAGCGAAGGAGAUAGGACGAGGUAUGGGCUACAAACUCAAGGAUCUGAAUUCCUUGGAGGAGGGCAGCACCCUCCCUGUGGGCGGCAAGGAAAUAGAGAUUCAAAAUGUCAUCAGUGCUGAGAGCUAUGCCCUGGGUCAUUGUUUCCAAGGAGAGAUUGCAGCAGUUAAUGAGAAGCCUGAAGCAACUGCCCCAAAGCCUCCCAGGCCCAAGCCCAAGCCGUUUCGCCUUCCAACAAUGGGCCGCACACCUGCUUCAGCGUGCCCCACCAGGGAAGGGGAAAAUGUUCCGCUCUUUGACCCUACCCUGCCAGAUGCUCUUGUUUUACCCAGACCUCCUGCUCAGCACCAGUGGCAACACAAUGGUUCUCAUGGCCGGGUGGUGGAUGUGGUGGUGGACCCUCACCUUGCCAGCAAGCUGCGCCCUCACCAGCAGGAGGGUAUUGUCUUUAUGUACGAGUGUGUGAUGGGCUUCCGUCUCCAAAGUGGGAGUGGUGCCAUCUUAGCUGAUGAGAUGGGGCUGGGGAAGACUCUGCAGUGUAUCACUUUGAUUUGGACUCUGCUGAAACAGGGCCCAUACAGCAGGCUUCCAGUGGUAAAGAGGGUGCUGGUGGUGACACCCUCCAGCCUCACUGCCAACUGGCUGAAGGAGUUCAAAAAGUGGCUGGGGAUGGAGCGCAUCCGUGUAUUUGUUGUGGACCAACAGAACAAGGUUGAGCAGUUUGCCUCGCAGCAAAACACACCAGUGAUGAUCAUUUCAUAUGAGAUGUUCAUCAGAAGCUCUGAAGUGAUUGAAAAGCUUGGCUUUGACUUGCUUGUCUGUGAUGAAGCUCACCGCCUCAAGAACCCGGCCAUCAAGACCACACAUCUCCUUGCCUCCCUUCCCUGUAGGAGGCGGAUCCUGAUGACUGGGACACCUAUACAGAAUGACCUGCAGGAAUUAUUUGCAUUGGUGGAUUUUGUCAACCCUGGCGUGCUGGGAACACCAUCCAGCUUUCGUCACAUUUAUGAGGAGCCGAUUGUUGCCUCUCAACAGCCCAACACUCCACACACUGAAAAGGAGCUUGGAACAAGCCGGGCCUCCCAGCUCAACAGGGUUACUUCACUCUUCAUCCUGCGUCGCACCCAAGACAUCAUCAAUAGGUAUCUUCCUCCUAAGUCAGAGUAUGUGGUUUUGUGCCAGCCCUCAGAGACUCAGCUGUCUUUAUAUUCGGAUGUGGUUGGGUGUCGCAGUCUUCGCAGAUGCUUUACUAGUGUUGAACCAGGAGACCAUCUUUCUGCCAUUCUGGCAUUGAGGAAGCUUUGCAACCAUCCAGCACUUCUAGCUGUUCGUGAUGGGGACAAUGAAAAGCAGAGUGACUUGGCACAGGAGAUUGCUGGAUUCAUGCCCUCACACUUGAAGGCAGGAGUGUAUGAUGAAGCUGACAGUGGCAAGUUGGCUGUUGUGUCCUGCAUGCUGUGGGCACUACGAGAGGGAGGGCAGGAGAAGAUUGUGUUGGUGUCUAAUUAUACCACCACCCUGGACAUGCUUGCUGCUCUGUGUGUCCAGUAUGACUAUCCUUACCUCAGGCUGGAUGGAUCAACACCCACGGCCAAGAGGCAACACCUGGUAGACUCUUUCAACAACAAACACUCAAAGGAUUUUGUGUUUCUGCUGAGUGCCAAGGCAGGUGGUGUUGGCCUCAACCUGGUGGGAGCAUCACGCAUCCUCCUCUACGACAUUGACUGGAACCCGGCCACAGACCUUCAAGCCAUGGCCAGGGUGUGGCGGGAUGGCCAACACAGGAAGGUCCAUAUUUACAGACUUUUGGUGGCUGGGACGCUAGAUGAGAAGAUGUACCAGAGGCAGGUGUGCAAGCAGGGCCUCAGUGGAGCGGUGGUGGAUGCCAGGGAAUCUAACCAUGCCCAUUUCUCCACAGAGGAACUUAAGGACCUCUUCACAGUACACUACGACACAGCUUGCCUUACCCAUGACCUUCUCCAGUGUGAGUGUGACCAGCAGGGGGGCAGUGCUGCUCCACAACAAGCAGCAACUGAACAGGAACCAGAAAGAGCCUGCCAGCUUGGGGCAGUGAGCACUUCUGCUACUGCUGACACACAAAUUACCAGGACCAUGGAUCAGCUGCAGCGUUGGUACCACCUUGCACCUCCCUUACCACUGUCUCUUAUCAAAGAUCAGUGCUUGGAGGCUGCCAGUGACUUCAUAACUUUUCUCUUCUACAACGAGUCUCGUACUGAAGUGAUGAAGUCCUCAUAGCGUCAGUGUGGCACAUACUGUAAGAAGAGGAAAGUUGAAAUUGAAAUUUAGUUAAAGGGAACAUUUUGAUACAUUUUUAUAUCAUAUGACUCUUUGCCCUCCCAUUCAGUUUUACAGUCCCCAGGGAAGGGCAAUGUAAACACUCCUGGAAACAUUUGUGUCAAUAAAUUGUUUACAUUAUA
Molecule: messenger RNA, 4864 nt
Organism: Eriocheir sinensis (Chinese mitten crab)
Lineage: Eukaryota; Metazoa; Arthropoda; Malacostraca; Decapoda; Varunidae
Product: DNA repair and recombination protein RAD54B-like
Exons: 19
Coding region: 1779-4682 (967 amino acids)
Biological process (GO): double-strand break repair via homologous recombination; reciprocal meiotic recombination
Cellular component (GO): nucleus
Molecular function (GO): ATP-dependent chromatin remodeler activity; ATP binding; DNA translocase activity
Source: RefSeq, a predicted model, not a curated record